Molecule: messenger RNA, 2226 nt
Organism: Gymnodraco acuticeps
Lineage: Eukaryota; Metazoa; Chordata; Actinopteri; Perciformes; Bathydraconidae
Gene: ahcy
Product: adenosylhomocysteinase
Exons: 11
Coding region: 145-1446 (433 amino acids)
Biological process (GO): L-methionine cycle
Cellular component (GO): cytosol
Molecular function (GO): adenosylhomocysteinase activity
Source: RefSeq, a predicted model, not a curated record
GCCGUCCCCUCGCGUUAGCCGGUUUGAAUGUGGCCUCCCUGGAUAUAAAAAGAGAGCGGUCAUGUGUCGUUCCCUCCCUCUCUGACUCUGUUCGUCGGCUAGGCUGCACUAAACCUACCCAAAACAACACACCAGAAAACAACCAUGUCUGACAAACUUAACUACAAAGUUGCUGACAUCAGCCUGGCCGACUGGGGGCGUAAGGCUAUCGACAUCGCAGAGAACGAGAUGCCGGGUCUGAUGAAGAUGAAGGAGAUGUACGGUCAGUCCAAGCCGCUGAAGGGCGCCCGCAUCGCUGGCUGCCUCCACAUGACCCUGCAGACUGCCGUGCUCAUCGAGACCCUCACCGCCAUCGGAGCUGAGGUUCAGUGGUCCAGCUGUAACAUCUUCUCCACUCAGGAUCACGCCGCUGCUGCCAUCGCCAAGACCGGUGUUCCAGUGUACGCGUGGAAAGGAGAGACUGAUGAGGAGUACGUGUGGUGCAUCGAGCAGACGCUGUUCUUCAAGGACGGUCAGCCCCUCAACAUGAUCCUGGACGACGGAGGAGACCUCACCAACAUGGUCCACACCAAAUACCCCAAACUGCUCGCAGGUAUCCGUGGUGUCUCAGAGGAGACCACUACAGGUGUACACAACCUGUACAAGAUGAUGAAGAAGGGCGAGCUGAAAAUGCCUGCAAUCAACGUCAACGACUCCGUCACAAAGAGUAAGUUUGACAACCUGUACGGCUGCAGGGAGAGUCUCAUCGACGGCAUCAAGAGAGCCACGGAUGUGAUGAUUGCCGGUAAGGUGGCGGUAGUGGCUGGGUACGGGGACGUGGGUAAGGGCUGCGUCCAGGCUCUGCGCGGUUUCGGAGCCCGCGUCAUCGUCACAGAGAUCGACCCCAUCAACGCCCUGCAGGCCGCCAUGGAAGGUUAUGAGGUGACCACCAUGGAUGAAGCUUCAAAGGAAGGGAACAUCUUCGUCACCACCACCGGCUGCGAGGACAUCAUCGUGGGACAUCACUUUGAGAGCAUGAAGGACGACGCCAUUGUGUGCAACAUCGGACACUUUGACUGUGAGAUCGACAUAAGCUGGCUCAACAAGAACGCUGCAGAGAAGAUCAACAUCAAGCCUCAGGUGGAUCGCUACCGGAUGAAGAGCGGCCGUCACAUCAUCCUCCUGGCCGAGGGCCGCCUGGUGAACCUGGGCUGCGCCAUGGGACACCCGUCCUUCGUCAUGAGCAACUCCUUCACCAACCAGGUUCUGGCUCAGAUCGAGCUGUGGAAGAACACUGACAAAUACCCCAUCGGAGUCCACUUCCUGCCCAAGAAGCUGGACGAGCAGGUGGCCGCCGCCCACCUGGACAAACUGGGGGUGAAGCUGACCAAGCUGUCAGACAAACAGGCCAAGUACCUGGGUCUGCCCACCGAGGGGCCCUUCAAACCGGACCACUACCGCUACUGAGCGCCCACCCCUGGGGGGGAGAGGAAGUGUGGAUAGAUUGGUGUUUACAUUUUGGACCCCAUGUGUCAGAUUUUCAGGGACAGAGACGAUUGUGUUUCUUCCCCUUUUAAUAUCGGGCGAAGGGGGGGCCUCUAAAGCAAAGUCCAGCCCUGUUCUUCAGCUGACACCAUCUUAGUUUUAAUGCUCAAACGCCAAUACCUUCAGACCACCUCCGCCUCCUCUUCCUCCUCAUCAUCACUCUUCUGAAACAUUUCUACAGUGGCUGUUAGACUUACUCUGUCAUUCCCUGUCCCUUUAUGGAAUAAAGCCCACCCUGAUGCGUCUCUAUCUGAGCCCCUCUGUCUCGAGGUGGAAGGUGAUUACAAACUAAACGGUUAAGUGUACAGCGGCCUUAUUCCAAUGGAUUUGCUUUAGCGCUGCCCUGUGUAGCUCUUACCACAGGAUGAGAUGCUGUUUCUGGAUGUGUUUACUGAGAGGUCCGGUGCAAAGAGAAGCACUGCUGCCAAAAUCACCACCAAAGCACGUCAUGUCAUGUUCUGCUCGAUUUCUAGAAAAAGUCUUAAUUUUUUUUGUCGCCUAAUUUCUUUUGAAUGUAAUUAUAUUUGACGCAGAGGGCUUAAACAUGAGCAGUGCCCCCACCUCCACUUCUGUCAUGUCUCGGUGUCAGCGUGACGUUCAGGCGCUGGCUCAUUUCUCAGCGGUUACAGCCUGAGUUCAACUGCCUGUAUACGAUGGAAUUGAAAGUGACGAAUGAGAAAAAUAAAACAUGUUAAAUCUGAA